AUGAGAACUAGAAGUGCUUCUUUCCUCUGUCUUAUAUCUCUUGCCACCAUUCUGGGUAGUGUUACUGGAACUGCAACGUCAAGCGUGGAGCCAAGCCACUAUGUUGCAUCAUUCAAUAGGAGCCUUUUUCCUUCUGGUUUUGCAUUUGGAAUAGGUUCCUCCGCGUACCAGGCUGAAGGAGCAGCAAAUGUAGAUGGCAGGGGACCAAGUAUAUGGGACACUUACACUAGACAGCAUUCUGAAAAAAUUUGGGAUCAUAGCACCGGUGAUGUUGGAGCUGAUUUUUAUCAUCGGUACAAGAGUGACAUAAAAGUGGUGAAAGAAAUGGGGCUGGACUCCUUCAGAUUCUCCAUUUCUUGGACGAGAAUCUUCCCCAAGGGCAAAGGAGACGUCAAUCCCUUAGGGGUGAAAUUCUACAACAAUCUCAUUGAUGAGAUCUUGUCAAAUGGCUUAACACCUUUUGUCACCCUUUUCCACUGGGACUUCCCACAGGCUCUUGAAGAUGAGUAUGGAGGAUUUCGUAGUCCUAAAGUAGUGGAGGAUUUUCGUGGCUAUGCGAACUUCUGCUUCAAGACCUUUGGUGAUAGAGUGAAGCAUUGGGUCACUCUGAAUGAACCCUUGUCAUAUAGUCUCAAUGGCUACAAUGGUGGAACCUUUGCACCAGGUAGAUGUUCCAAGUACGUUGCCAAUUGCAGUGCCGGUGACUCAUCCACUGAACCCUACAUCGUUGGCCAUAACUUAUUACUAGCUCAUGCGGCAGGGGCCACAUUGUACAAGACCAAAUACCAGGCUCAUCAAAAAGGACAAAUUGGGAUUACCAUACCGACUCACUUCUUUUUGCCAAAAUCUAACACUGACCCCGAUCACAAGGCUGCAAAUCGAGCUCUGGAAUUUUUCUUUGGUUGGUAUGCCCUUCCUGUCACGUACGGUGACUAUCCCGAGAGUAUGAGAUCUUCGGUUGGUGAUAGGCUCCCAAAAUUCACAAAAGCUGAAGCUGAAAGUCUCAAAGGUUCCGUUGAUUUUCUUGGUGUGAAUUAUUACACCACAUAUUUUGCUGAACAUGCUGCACCCGUCAGAACCAACAGGACCUUCUACACAGAUAUACUAGCCUCUCUCACCACUGAAAGGAACGGUCUAGCUGUUGGGACCCCGACUGCUUUGGAUUGGCUCUUUAUCUAUCCAAAGGGACUUCAUCAACUUAUGGUAUACAUAAAGGAUACAUACAGGAAUCCAAUAAUUUACAUCACUGAAAAUGGUGUUGCUGAAGCAAGGAAUGACUCAAUUCCAGUGAAUGAAGCCCGCAAGGAUGGUACCAGGAUUAGAUACCAUGAUAGCCAUCUUAAAUUCCUCCUUCAAGCGAUCAAAGAGGGUGUUAACGUGAAGGGUUACUAUGCAUGGUCGUUUUCGGAUAGCUUUGAAUGGGAUGCUGGUUACACAGUUCGAUUUGGCCUAAUAUAUGUGGAUUACAAGAACAAUUUGAGAAGAUAUCCCAAGUACUCUGCUUUUUGGCUCCAAAAAUUCCUUCUCAAGUGAUCUAAACAUACCUAUGCCAUGCAUGAGAUGCUUCGUGUUUUCUCCCCAAUAUAGCCAGAUAUCAGUUGUAAUAAAUAAUUAUUGACAUCAAGUAAAUAAAUCCUAUUGGGGAAUCGUGAUUCGCAAUAAUCUCUAAUAUCAAUGAUGCCCAAAUU
Abrus precatorius (Indian licorice) is the source of this 1688-nucleotide messenger RNA. RefSeq names its product vicianin hydrolase-like. The record is from RefSeq and is a predicted model, not a curated record. Gene Ontology annotation, molecular function: beta-glucosidase activity. NCBI's taxonomy places the organism in Eukaryota, Viridiplantae, Streptophyta, Magnoliopsida, Fabales, Fabaceae. Bases 1 to 1533 code for a protein of 510 amino acids. The transcript is spliced from 13 exons. Gene Ontology annotation, biological process: carbohydrate metabolic process.